CCAAGGUGGAAUGCAAAUUUAUUCGGGUUGAGACGCAAACACAAACUUAUUUCAGCUUCUCGAUUCAACAUCCGCUCCGGCAGACAGGUGAACGUGAAAGCAUAAAAUUUUCAUUUAUUUCUCUCCAUUUUAUUCAACUCUUAGAUUGUUUAAUCUUGGGGAAGAGAUAAAUGUCAAAGCUUUUUUCAAGACUAGCCGGGUUUUUCACCGGCCGUACUUUUGUUGGUGUGGACAAAGCAGGGAACCGCUACUUCACCAGAACUGAAGAGCUUGAUGGAAUCAUGAAAGAGAAAAGAUGGGUGGUGUUUAAAGGAGAACAAGAUCCAACCUCAAUUCCAGUUGAAUGGAUAUGUUGGCUGAAUGGACAGCGGAAAAGGGCUCCUGCUCAAGAGGAAAUAGCUGAGCUGGAAGCAAGGCGUGAACGUGUAAAGCUUAAUGUUGCCCUUCUCAAGAAAGAAGAAGAGGAAAAGAGAGCCAGGGAGGGCAGUAUUCCCAAAGGCAAAAGCACUGGUAAAGUUGGAGGUCCAGACUUGAAAAGUUUCAUCAACCAAUUUCCAACUGCCUUAGAAGGUGAAGGACUUAAAGGAGCUACAGCAAAGCAUGGUGUAAGGACCAAAGAAGCUGAAGCAGAAGCAGAAAAAGAAAGACCUGUUUCAGAGUCUUCGGAACCAACAGGAUCAGGUGCAUCCUUUAGACCAGGGACAUGGCAACCGCCAACACGAUGAUUCCCACAUGAUCGUAUAAGAGGUUCCAUUAAAGUUAUUAUUUCCAGUCCCUGCCUAGACUCUUCAAAUUUUCUUCCAAUCAUCAUAACCAGAUUCAAUUUUGUUGAUGAAAUACAUCAUUGAUCAAUGAGGAUUUUGUUGCAGCGCCUGAAAAACACAUUCUUUUUCUCAUAAAUGUUGUUUGAUCUUUACCUCUUAAAGGGGAAAAUUUUUCAAACUGUCUCUAGAAAUUUUCUCUAGGUUACUCUACUACACAUGUAUGCAAAGUCAUACAUAAGAAUCCUGUUAGCUAUUUAUAAAUUUGAGCAUUAUAUGGGUUGGAAUAUUGUGAGAGCAGUUUAGAGUUGAAGAAUUUUCAUGGUUAAGAUACA
Mangifera indica (mango) is the source of this 1096-nucleotide messenger RNA. RefSeq lists its product as uncharacterized. NCBI's taxonomy places the organism in Eukaryota, Viridiplantae, Streptophyta, Magnoliopsida, Sapindales, Anacardiaceae. Bases 171 to 725 code for a protein of 184 amino acids. The transcript has 9 exons. Gene Ontology annotation, cellular component: membrane. The record is from RefSeq and is a predicted model, not a curated record. Gene Ontology annotation, biological process: mitochondrial respiratory chain complex I assembly; response to oxidative stress.